Messenger RNA from Zalophus californianus (California sea lion), 4384 nucleotides. RefSeq names its product interactor of little elongation complex ELL subunit 2 (gene ICE2). The transcript is spliced from 17 exons. Gene Ontology annotation, biological process: snRNA transcription by RNA polymerase III; snRNA transcription by RNA polymerase II; positive regulation of transcription by RNA polymerase III. Gene Ontology annotation, cellular component: transcription elongation factor complex. The record is from RefSeq and is a predicted model, not a curated record. NCBI's taxonomy places the organism in Eukaryota, Metazoa, Chordata, Mammalia, Carnivora, Otariidae. Bases 427 to 3411 code for a protein of 994 amino acids.
CUUGCCUUACUGGAACCUUGUUUCUCCUACCGUUCCUUUUCCCUCAGCCGUUCCUUUUGUCUUCAUCAACUCUCCCUCCCCAGCCCCAGACGGGGUCAUAAUGUGAGAGGGGGGACUAUGUGGGGGCAGGUCAGAGCCGUCAGGUACCGAGAGACCGACUUCUAGAUUUGCUAGUUUCUCACAUACCACUUUGUCAAGUAUUCAAGGGAGUUUGGGCUGACCAGGGAAGCACAGAACAUAGAGUGGUCAAAGCAGAUUUGCAGUCCUGGUGAUUCCUCUGUAUGAUUCUGUGAAAUGUCAUUUAAGUCACCUGGACCUCAGUCUCCUCAAAAUUGAGUGUAGAUUCUGGAGAAAUUUUGCCUCCGCUGGAGUCUGCACUGCGAGGCAGCAGAACUGUGAGCUAGAGUGAAGCAGAAAUCUAGGAAUAUGACCUCCAUGAUGGCCAUGGGUGAACCAAUGCUGAACUGGGAUGUUUCCUCAAAAAAUGGCCUUAAGACAUUUUUCUCUCGAGAAAAUUAUAAAGACCAUUCCAUGGCUCCAAGUUUAAAAGAACUUUGUGUUUUAUCUAACAGACGUAUAGGAGAAAAUUUGAAUGCAUCAGCAAGUUCUGUAGAAAAUGAGCCGGCAGUUAGUUCAGCAACUCAAGCAAAGGAAAAAGUUAAAACCACAGUUGGAAUGGUUCUUCUUCCAAAACCAAGAGUUCCUUAUCCUCGUUUCUCUCGUUUCUCACAGAGAGAGCAGAGGAGUUAUGUGGACUUGUUGGUUAAAUACGCAAAAAUUCCUGCAAAUUCUAAAGCUGUUGGAAUAAAUAAAAAUGACUACUUGCAGUACUUGGAUAUGAAAAAACAUGUGAAUGAAGAAGUUACUGAAUUCCUAAAGUUUUUGCAGAAUUCUGCAAAGAAAUGUGCACAGGAUUAUAACAUGCUUUCUGAUGAUGCUCGUCUCUUCACGGAGCAAAUUUUAAGAGCUUGUAUUGAACAAGUGAAAAAGUAUCCAGAGUUCUAUACUCUUCAUGAAGUCACGAGCUUAAUGGGAUUCUUCCCAUUCAGAAUAGAGAUGGGAUUAAAGUUAGAAAAAACUCUUCUCGCAUUGGGCAGUGUAAAAUAUGUGAAAACUGUAUUUCCCUCAAUGCCUGUGAAGUUGCAGCUCUCAAAAGAUAACAUAUCUACCACUGAGACACCAGAAAAAACAGCUGCAGCUAUGCAUUAUGAUAUUAGUAAAGAUCCAAAUGCAGAGAAGCUUGUUUCAAGAUAUCACCCUCAGAUAGCUCUAACCAGUCAAUCAUUAUUUACAUUAUUAAAUAAUCAUGGACCAAACUACAAGGAACAGUGGGAAAUUCCUGUGUGUAUUCAAGUAAUACCCGUUGCAGGUUCAAAACCAGUUAAAGUAAUUUAUAUUAAUUCACCACUUCCCCAAAAGAAAAUGACAAUGAGAGAGAGAAAUCAAAUCUUCCAUGAAGUUCCAUUAAAAUUCAUGAUGUCCAAAAACACAUCUGUUCCAGUCUCUGCAGUAUUUAUGGACAAACCAGAAGAUUAUAUGUCUGAAAUGGAAUCCAUCUUUGGAAAUACCCCUUGGAUUCUUGGGAGGGAAAAGAUGUCUUAUGAAGUUAAUGAGUGCCGAAAAAUUGAGACCCUUGAAAAUUUGGACCUGGAUUUUGAUGGUGACGUCACAGAACUUGAAACUUUUGGAGUAAACACCACCAAACCAUCAAAGUCACCGAGUCCAGCAAGCACUUCCACAGUAUCCAACACAACAGAUACUCCCACAGCUCCCAGCACAGCAGCCACAUCUGUGAUACCAACCGCACCAGACAUUUCUGCUCAUUCUAGAAGUUUAUCUCAAAUUCUGAUGGAACAGUUGCAGAAGGAGAAACAGCUGGUGACUGGUAUGGAUGGUGGCCCUGAAGAGUGCAAAAAUAAAGAUGAUCAGGGAUUUGUACCAUGUGAUGAAAAGGCAUCAAAUUCUGACAAGUUUUUGAUGCAGGAUAAUGACUUGAAAACAUCUGAUUCCUUACAGUUAGAAAAUUCUACAGAAGUUGAAACCUCUCAUAAAAAUGAUUCGGCUACUGAUAUGGUAUAUGCCCCUGAAAAACUAAAUGUUCUGGAGAACUCAGACAAUUCAAAGGAAAAGACUGUUACCUCAGAAGCAGUAAGAAGUGAAGAUGUAAUUCUUUGCAAUAGUGAUACAGAUGAAGACUGUUUAAUCAUUGAUACAGAGUGUCAAAAUAAUAGUAAUGGAAAGACAACUGAUAUGAAUUCUAAUUUAAGUUCUAAACCAGCAAGCCCCAAUUCUUCUUCAGCACAGGCUUCUGUAGGAAACCAGACUAAUGCUACUUGUAGUCCUGAAGAGUCAUGUGUUUUAAAAAAACCUAUCAAACGAGUAUAUAAAAAAUUUGAUCCAGUUGGAGAAAUUUUAAAAAUGCAGGAUGAACUCCUAAAGCCAAUUUCCAGAAAAAUACCUGAAUUGCCCUUAAUGAAUUUGGAAAAUUCUAAACAACCUCCUGCUUCUGAGCAAUCCUCUGCUCCUUCAGAUGCCUCUAGUUGGCCAAAAUCUGUAUGGCCUUCUGCGUUUCAGAAGCCAAAAGGACGAUUGCCGUAUGAACUACAGGACUAUGUUGAAGAUACAUCAGAAUAUGUAGCUCCUCAGGAAGGAAAUUUUGUUUACAAGUUAUUUAGCCUACAAGACCUAUUGUUACUUGUGCGAUGCAGUGUCCAGAGGAUAGAGACGAGACCACGUUCUAAAAAACGGAAGAAAAUCAGAAGACAAUUUCCAGUUUAUGUACUACCAAAAGUGGAAUAUCAAGCUUGUUACGGAGUUGAAGCUCUGACUGAAAGUGAACUUUGUCGCUUAUGGACUGAAAGUUUAUUGCAUUCCAACUGUUCAUUUUAUGUUGGGCAUAUCGAUGCAUUUACUUCAAAACUUUUUCUGUUAGAAGAAAUUACCUCAGAAGAAUUAAAAGAAAAACUUUCAGCACUCAAGAUUUCAAGUUUAUUUAACAUCCUCCAACACAUUCUAAAGAAAUUGAGUAGCUUGCAGGAGGGUUCCUACUUGUUGUCUCAUGCAGCGGAAGAUUCUUCACUCCUGAUCUACAAGACCUCUGAUGGAAAAGUUACUAGGACAGCCUACAAUUUGCAUAAAACACAUUGCGGCCUUCCUGGUGUGCCUUCUAGUCUCUCAGUUCCCUGGGUCCCUUUAGAUCCCAGUCUGUUAUUACCGUAUCAUAUCCAUCAUGGAAGAAUACCUUGUACUUUUCCACCUAAAUCACUAGGUCCCACACCACAACAAAAGGUUGGUGGAACAAGAGUGCCUACACGCAGCCGUAGGAAUCCAGUUUCCAUGGAAACAAAAAGUCUGCCUGCUCAGCAAGUUGAAAAUGAAGGAGAAGCUCCCAAUAAAAGAAAAAUAACUUAAGGACUCUACUAUGGAAAAUGAGGAAAAACUAGUUGUAACAACGUUCAAUUUAGAAAAGUUUGAGAGGAAAUAUGCCUAGAAGAUCAGUGGACAAGAUGAACAUUUUAGUGUCCUUGAGAGUUCUUAGAGUGCCUUGAAAAAAUAUAUUGGCUAUGUGAAGGAAUGUUUCAGCUAAAAUGGAGUGUUAUACUCUUAACACUUGAUGUUUGAGGAGAAUCCAGUUAUGUUUUAACAUUAUCAUGGCAGGGAAACAUAGAGAAGAGAAAUAUUUUUAUAGUAGACCUUUUCCAAAAACUGUUAAAUAGGAAAAUAAUUUGCUUUUUUCAAGAGCAAUAUUUAUCAUUGUGUAUUAUGUUAGCAAUUUGAAUUAUAUCACCAGUCUGUUGAGAUUGGCUCAAAAGGUUGAAUCUUGCCACUAUCAGAGAUAAUUUUGAGCCAAUGUAAACCUUGCUUCUGACCCAUUGUGACAGUUUUUAUAUACUAUUUUAAAACGAUGAUUGUUGGAAGUUAAUAAAGUUAACAUCUUUUAAAACUUGAUGAAAUUCCAUUGCACAAGCCAAAAAUUAAAAUUAAAAAUAAAAAAGUUCAUGCUCCUGAAAAGCCACAAGUUAACAAUUUCUUGUUGGUCAACCAUCAGUUUUUUAAAAAAACAAACCUUCUGCGGUGUUACAGGUUUGGUGAUAGAUCCCUCUAUCUCUUGGCACAAAUUUCAGCUGAGUGUUGAAAUAAUGCUACUGAAAGCAGAUGUGUUUUCCAGAAAAAUCUCAUCAUUUCAACUGACAAGGUUAACGUGUUAAAAAAUAAGCUAUUUUUUUCUCAUCUGUACUGAUUAAAUUUCCUAGGACCACAUAGCUGAAUUUGGAAAGCUUAUCAUCACCUGAUGUUACUGUAGCCAAUUUGGACUUAAGAAGGAAUGGACUUAUUUAAUUUUUGUGUCUUUGUCCUUUAAUGUGCAUUAAAAGUUUCAGAAAUA